GCGAUGCUGGCGGCGGAGCUGGCGGGGCGCGCGCGAGCCCUCGUGGGGCGGGCGGGGCCGCGCGCCAUGGUGGCUGGCCUGGGCAACUAUGGGAUGCGGGGCACACGGCACAGCGUGGGCAUGGAGGUGCUGGACCGGAUGGCCCGGCAGCUGGCGGUGGCCGAGGGUUGGCGAGUGGACAGACGGUGCUGUGCUGAUGUGGCCCUGGCCCAAGCCCAGGGUCUGGAGCUGGUGCUGCUCAAACCACGGAGGUUCAUGAACCUCAAUGGGCUCAGYGUCGCCAGUGCUGCUGAGAUCUACAGCCUUGGCCCAGAAGACAUUUACCUGGUUCACGAUGACCUGGACAAGGCCCUGGGCAAAGUGGCAAUCAAACUGGGAGGCAGCGCAAGGGGACACAACGGGGUCCAAUCCUGCAUCAGUGCUUUGCACUCCAACGAGAUGACCCGGCUUAGGGUCGGCAUCGGGCGACCAGAGGGUGAUGUGAYGGUGCCUGACUAUGUCCUGUCUCCGUUCAGUGCUGGGGAGCGGGAGAAGCUUGAGCAGAUCCUGGCCCAGGCAGUGACCUGCCUCUUGGAGCACAUCCAGAGCCGAGUGCCUGCAGAGCCAGGGGACAGGGGCUGACACAAAUYACUGAUCACACACCCUUGUGGCUGAUGGCCAGAGUGCUGUGGGCUCUCYGGAGUGACCAUGGUGCAGAGCAGAGGUAGCUGUUCCGGACAGCCUGGCUGGGUGCUGGGGCAGCCUCCUUCCAUCCCCACACCAAUCCAGGCAGCUCGUGUCCCACUCAGAUCUCUGCAGAGGCUCCAYACCUCAGUUAACACAGAAAUGAAAUAAACUUUCACCCUGACUGCCCUGCUCCUGCCUGUCU
This is a messenger RNA of Malurus melanocephalus (red-backed fairy wren), 868 nucleotides long. It is a transcript of the gene PTRH1, whose product is annotated as peptidyl-tRNA hydrolase 1 homolog. NCBI's taxonomy places the organism in Eukaryota, Metazoa, Chordata, Aves, Passeriformes, Maluridae. The record is from RefSeq and is a predicted model, not a curated record. The transcript has 5 exons. Gene Ontology annotation, molecular function: peptidyl-tRNA hydrolase activity. Bases 4 to 621 code for a protein of 205 amino acids.